This is a messenger RNA of Trypanosoma cruzi, 744 nucleotides long. RefSeq names its product chaperone DnaJ protein, putative. Lineage: Eukaryota; Euglenozoa; Kinetoplastea; Trypanosomatida; Trypanosomatidae. Gene Ontology annotation, molecular function: ferrous iron binding; ATPase activator activity. The transcript has a single exon. Gene Ontology annotation, biological process: positive regulation of ATP-dependent activity. The record is from RefSeq and is a predicted model, not a curated record. Bases 1 to 744 code for a protein of 247 amino acids.
AUGUUUAUUUUUUUCCUUGCAGGGGGUUAUCUCUGCUGUUUGAUUCACUUCGGUGUGCUAUUUUUUCCCUGUGUGUGUGUGUGUGGGGGGAGAGGGGGGGGAGGGGCAUCGAACGGCGCCAACUACCGAGUGACCAUAACGCUGGUAUCAUUUUACGGAAUUUUUCUUUUUUCUUUUUUCUUUUUUGUUUAUGUUGGUGUGAUUGAACUUAUUUGGACCUUUAAAAAGAUGGAAAAUGCAAUUUCUCCAUAUGACGUACUUGGCGUUUCGAGUUCCUCCUCGGUUGCGGAAAUUCGUGCGGCAUUUAAGCGACUAGCACUCUGCACUCAUCCCGACAAACGGAAAAACGGCAGUACGAAUGAGGAGGAGUUGGGGGCGAUGCUUGAAGGUUACCCGUUCCAUGUCGUAAAGGAGGCAUCCGAGUUGUUGCUUGAUCCUCUGCGUCGUGCUCAAUAUGACCACGGGCGAGAACAGGCCUACGUGCGGUCUGUCGGCGCGGUGAGCGACACGCAUGAAUUGAGUGAAUUCUUUCUUGCAGAGGAGAAAGUUGUGUACGAUACUACCAUGAAGGAUGGUGGCGUUUUAAGGAUGCGGGUGUACAAGCUGGAAUGUCGUUGCGGCGGUGUGUUCGAGUUGUUCAUCACGGAACGUGAGGUCGGGACGCAAGGAGUGAACAAACGCUGUGAAUGUGACUGCUGCUCCUUAGUAAUUUUGGUCACCGGCGGUCGUGCGUUGUUCAUAUAA